Molecule: messenger RNA, 2283 nt
Organism: Anarrhichthys ocellatus (wolf-eel)
Lineage: Eukaryota; Metazoa; Chordata; Actinopteri; Perciformes; Anarhichadidae
Gene: ankrd34ba
Product: ankyrin repeat domain 34Ba
Exons: 2
Coding region: 408-2039 (543 amino acids)
Molecular function (GO): protein binding
Source: RefSeq, a predicted model, not a curated record
CACAAUUAAAAGAAGAAGGCCUUUCAGUGAAUCAGAGGAGAGGAGUGAGAUGCUCUGCGGCGCCGGGUUGCUAUAGUGCUUCACCUUCAUCGCUCUCAUCUCCGUCAACCUUUCCCAGCUCUGCCUCUCUGUGACUCUGCAGAGCUGCUGCUGCUGUGAUGGAUUAACCGUUUCUUACACCUGCCUGACGAUAAGCUUCGGACACUUUGUCUGAGGAGCAAACACGAGCGGAGAAACCUUGAGUGCUGCUGCAGCUCCUCUGACUUCCUGUCUCACACACACACAUAUCGAGUCAGCGCUGCCUGGUCUGCAACAUACAUGUCUGCAGGAGAGGACUCAUCCUGACUGAAGGUUGUUGAAACCUGCUCUACUGCAUCUCCACAACCCGCCAGCCAGGACCCAGAGCGAUGGAGGGAGAAGGCAGUAAUCCCGGGGUAGCUAUGGACUCAGGUAACCCUUUGCUAAGAGCAGUCUUCCUCCGUCGCCUGCGACUCACGCGGCUGCUCCUGGAGGGAGGCGCCUACAUCAACGAGAGCGACGGCCAAGGCCAGACGCCCCUGAUGGUGGCCUGCAGGACCCAGCACACCGACGCCCAGAGCGCCAGCCGGGACAAGCUUGUCCAGUUUCUUCUGGAGAAAGGAGCGGACCCCGACAUCCAGGACAAGGAGGGACGCUCGGCGCUGAUGCACGCCUGCCGGGAGCAUGCCGGCCCCGAGGUGGCAUCUCUGCUCCUGGCUAGCGGGGCGGACAUCGGCCUGGAGGAUCAGUCCGGGACGUCCGCGCUGGUCUACGCCGUCAUGGCCGGAGACUGGAAGGUUCUAAAGCUGUUGCUCGACACGUGCAAGGCCAAGGGGAAGGAGGUAAUCAUCAUAGCCACCGACAAAUUCCCAUGUGGGAAACUGCAAGCCAAGCAGUACCUCAGUAUGCCUCCCCUUGGUCCUCUUGAUCGGACGGACAUAACGGCAUCAGCAGCUCCCGCAUCUCCCUCUGAGAUCCAGCUCAUCACCUCCCCCCAGUGCACCUCCUCUUCGUUAUGUCCACAAAAGACUGUCUUCUCCUUUAAAGAUGCCCAGUCCAGUGGCAUAAGCUCCCAUCCCUGUUCCCCAUCCCGGUUUCAAAGGCUCGGACAAGCGGUGCCCAACGGCCUGCAGCAGCCCCUCCUGAGGUUGAACUCUGAGCCCUGGCUAAAGAUCCCAGCGUCUCUGCUCAGCCAGCAGCUUCACGCAGCCUCGUCUUCAGAAAACAGCAAAGACCUCAACCAAACUGAGGAUCUUGCUCUCAGAAUCCCCAAACUGGACGGCACAAAUUCAACAAGCAACAGCUUCAAGUGGUACGAAGGAAGAUCAGCGAGGGACAAAGGAGCAGAAGUAAAGAAUGAAUGUGCCAAACACGUGGGACAAAAGAUCUCCUUACCAGGUCUCCUGUCGUCCCACUCUGCCUCCCACCCGAACCUCCACUCCGCAAACCUCGGAGCAGAUUCGCUCGCCGCCUCUUCCUCCUUCUCUGGUGGCAAAAACCACGGCACUCCGCUCCACAGCAUGACCUCGUCGAGCCUUCACAGCAUAAUCCAGAGACGCAAACUCGGGGACAUCUACAGCUCCGACCCGCAGCUCGCUAGAGACGUCCACAAUCUGCCCGAGGAGUCCCAGCAGAGAGCGAGAGACCUAACGGAGGGCAAGAGGCUGGCCCCUUUACGCUGCUCCAGCACACUGGGCUCCAGGGAGUCACUGACGACGUCGGGCCCGAGCAGGAGGGUGCUGUCUGGGCACGAGCACAGAGGAUCUGGAGCCUUCCUGUUGGACCACAACUCCCAGGCCAAGCCUAGAUGUCUGCCACCUCUGGCCCUCAACUCCACCAACAACCCCAUCCUCAAUGUGUACAACCUCAGCUCUGGUGCUGGAGGUGGUUUCUGUGAGAAAGAAUCCGGGAUGAGGAGUUUCCUCCCCUCCGCUCCUCCUGGCCACCCCAAAGAGAUGACCAGGAGGAUGCUGCUGAGGAGACACUCGAUGCAGACCGAACAGUUCAAAACCACGGCUUGAAAAUUCAAACCGAGUUGAGUGCGUUUUAUCCGUGAAAUGUUGCGUCAUGUGUGAAGUAGUGUCAGUGUGGGGAAAUUCUAAAAAGAGGGAAACCAAAGAGGAUAGAUGAGAAAAACAAAGCAUCCUGAUCAAUGUAGGGACCUUCCUCUGCUUCAGCGUGCCGUGGGUCGUUGUUAUGUGGCAUCAGUGUGCAGUUUUGUAACACUUAAACUUGCAUUAUGAUUUUUUGGCCACAGGAUGGGGG